Messenger RNA from Melospiza melodia melodia, 1065 nucleotides. It is a transcript of the gene GCNT2, whose product is annotated as glucosaminyl (N-acetyl) transferase 2 (I blood group). The record is from RefSeq and is a predicted model, not a curated record. NCBI's taxonomy places the organism in Eukaryota, Metazoa, Chordata, Aves, Passeriformes, Passerellidae. Gene Ontology annotation, molecular function: acetylglucosaminyltransferase activity. Gene Ontology annotation, biological process: transforming growth factor beta receptor signaling pathway. Gene Ontology annotation, cellular component: membrane.
AUGACUCUUCCAGCAAGAAGCAAGCACAGCCAUCAAAACACACUGUUGGUGGUGUUUGAUGUUGUGUUUCAAGAGAGACUUUUUCUGAGGAGCAAUGAAACACACAGAUAUUGCCCUUUUGGUGUUCUGAGUCACAGUGUUUCAUUUCCAUUUGUUUUCUACACUGUUAAUUUGCAAGCACAAAAACCUCUUUGGAGGCUGAACAUCUCAGCAAGCUUGAUUUUAGCAGAAGCCUGUAAAGCACUUUCUGAGGACAAGGUGUCCUUCUGAAGGAAAAUGCCAUUCAGAGAACCCAGCUGCACAGAGAAUGUCACACAGAGCCACCGCAUCACCUGCACCCUGGCAGCUGAGGAGGCUGCCUGCACCCCCUACUUCAUGACUUUGCACAAAGAGUUUGAGAGCUUCUUCAGGGAGCUGUUCAUGCUCCAGAAUGACUAUUGUGUUCAUGUGGAUGUCAUUAAGGAGCCAUUUCCCUUCCAGCAGACAGUGCUGAUUUCUUGGUGCCUCCCUCAUUUUCUGGGAAAGAGGGUGGUCUAGGGCAGCACCUCCCAUCUGUGGGCUGACCUGCACUGCAUGAGAGACUUGCUUGCCUUGGCCGUGCCCUGGUGCUACCUAAUCAACACCUGUGGUCAGGACCUCUCCUUGAAGCACAGCAGGGAGAUCAUCCAGCUGCUGAAGAGCCCUGGGAGCAAGGACAUCACGCCCAGGGUGCUGCCACCUCCCCACAUCACCACCUGCACCAAAUAUGUGCACAGGGACCGGUUCUACUCUGCCUUUUCUUUCAUGCUGUGGACAUUUGUGUGCAGAUGUCCUCUGACCACCUGUUUUGGCUCUGUGUCUGUGGCCAUCACCUGGCUCUUUGUGGAGUUCCUGCUGCAGGACCAGUGUGUUUUCCAUCUGCUGGCAUGGCCCAGGAACACCAACAGCCCUGAGGGGCACUUCUGGGUGAUGCCCUGCAGGAUCCCAGACCACGGGCAAAGCCAGCACCGCUACACUGACUCCCAGUCUGAUGCACUGGACUGUACUGCUUUCCAGAACUGGCUCACCUCUGGAACGACAGAAUGA